GAUCUUUUCUUGACACCUUCCACAUCACGACAUCUCGCUCGAAGCUCUGGCUCUCACAACGGCAACAACACACCCUCAACCCUCAACGCUUCUACCUUCUUCUAUCUAUCAAACUGACCCAAGCAAACAAAGCCAAGCCAAAGCCAAGACCAAAACAGUACUUAUCCACCAUGGCUCCAACUCCCGCUGUAUUAGCAACGACCAGCAAGAAAAUUCAUCACCGUUCGUACCACUACUAUUACAGCAAAACAUCGUCGGAAACCCGUUGGUCUAUUUUGUUGUGUCUGUUCAUGACGUUGACAGUGGGAAUGCUGCGCUAUCGACUCAUGCCAAUUAUUAUUGACGUGAGCAGCAGUGAAGACAAGACGUUGUCGGUAGAAGCCGCACAAGGAGAUCCUACCGAUCCAUUGUCGUGUCACGGCUUACUAGCGCGAUUGCGGUCGAGUCCAAAGGUGGAAUUGGUAGCGAUUGAUUUUGACAAGACAUUAUUGAAUAUUCACACGUGGGGACGAUGGAACCAACGGUCGUCCGACUUGGUACCGCAUGUCCGUCCGGCCUUUUUGUGUUUUAUCAAUUCCGUCUUGCAAGCACGAAUGCCCGUGGCCAUUACGACCUUUUCCAAUCAAAAGGAACUCAUUCAAAAAGUAUUGGCGCGUUCUUUGAAAGCGUAUGAUCGAGAACACGCGCAAACGGAAAAAGAGGCUGCCAUAUACUAUAUUCCCGUCUUUGGGGGAGACGAUUGGGUCAAGGGACACUCCAAGGGAAAACAGAGUCAAUUGAAAUUGGCCAUGCAGUAUUAUAACAAUCAGCAACAGCAAAAAGACAAAGACAAAGACAACAACAAAGAUCCAAUUACACCCGCUUCCACAUUGCUCAUUGAUGAUGAUGCCAACAAUAUCAAAGUCGCACGAAAAGAUGGAUAUCAAGCAGUACUCUACAUGCCUACUAAAGUUCAUGGGUCGUGA
This is a messenger RNA of Seminavis robusta, 965 nucleotides long. The record is from the annotation of a GenBank genome assembly. Lineage: Eukaryota; Bacillariophyta; Bacillariophyceae; Naviculales; Naviculaceae.